Molecule: messenger RNA, 2139 nt
Organism: Lodderomyces parapsilosis
Lineage: Eukaryota; Fungi; Ascomycota; Pichiomycetes; Serinales; Debaryomycetaceae
Product: glutamine-dependent NAD(+) synthetase
Exons: 1
Coding region: 1-2139 (712 amino acids)
Biological process (GO): NAD+ biosynthetic process
Cellular component (GO): cytoplasm
Molecular function (GO): ATP binding; glutaminase activity; NAD+ synthase (glutamine-hydrolyzing) activity
Source: RefSeq, a predicted model, not a curated record
AUGGGACACUACGUAACGCUUGCCACUUGUAACCUCAACCAAUGGGCCCUAGACUUUGAAGGAAACAGAGACAGAAUCCUUGCUAGUAUAAUCGAAGCCAAAAAACAAGGUGCCAAACUUCGAGUUGGGCCUGAGCUCGAGAUUUGCGGGUAUGGCUGUUUAGAUCACUUUGACGAAAAUGACUUGUACGAGCACAGUUGGGAGGUGUAUGCUGAAAUUAUAUCAAACCCAGAAACACACGGGAUUUUGUUAGACAUUGGUAUACCCAUAAUCCACAAAACCAUAAAGUACAAUUGUCGUAUCAUCUCCUACAAUGGCAAAAUCUUGUUAAUCAGACCCAAGUUAUUUCUCGCAAAUAAUGGAAACUACAGAGAAAUGAGAUACUUUACCCCUUGGAAUCGCCCAAAAUACUAUGAGGAGCACUACCUCCCUCGAAACAUUGCCAAAGCAACUUGCCAAUCAAAGGUUACGUUUGGUGACUGUGUGAUUGAAACUAUGGAUACCAAACUUGGAUGUGAAACAUGCGAAGAACUCUUCACUCCAGAAUCCCCACAUAUUGCCAUGAGUUUGGAUGGGGUAGAGAUAUUCACAAACUCCAGUGGUUCCCACCAUGAGUUGAGAAAGUUGGAUACUCGUAUGCAUUUAAUCACAAAUGCCACUAAAAAGUGUGGUGGAGUCUACUUGUAUGCAAAUCAAAGGGGAUGUGAUGGGGACAGAUUGUAUUAUGACGGGUGUGCCUGUAUCGUGGUCAAUGGUCAACUACUUGCUCAAGGAUCUCAAUUCUCCUUAAACGAUGUGGAGGUGAUUAGUGCAACCAUUGAUCUUGAUGAUGUUCGAUCGUACAGAAAUCAAAAAUCUGCAGGGAUGCAAGCCGUCGACCAAGAGAAGCCAUACAAGGCUGUUUAUGCUGAUAUAGAGCUUUCCCCAAGUGAGAAUGUUUAUGAUCCAAAUGUUUCCCCCACAAGGCCACAAAAGAUAAAAUAUCACUCACCAGAAGAGGAAAUUGCUUACGGGCCCGCGUGCUGGCUUUGGGAUUAUUUGAGAAGAUCAAAAUGUGGAGGAUAUUUCCUUCCGUUGAGUGGGGGGAUCGACUCUUGUGCAACAGCCGUGAUUGUCCAUCUGAUGUGUCGAUUGGUGGUGAAGUCAAACAACGAGCAAGUCCUAGCAGAUGCUAGAGCUCUUACCCGCGAUUCAAGUUUUACUCCAAAAACUCCUCAAGAGUUGGCCAAGAAAAUCUUUUGCACCUCAUUUAUGGGUACAAAAAACUCAUCAUCAGAGACUAGAUCAAGAGCAAAAGAGUUGGCAGAGAAGAUUGGUUCAUACCAUGUGGACUUAAAUAUGGAUAAUCUCGUCUCUGCAGUUGUUUCAUUAUUUGAAGUAGCAACUGGUAAAAAGCCCAUGUUUAAAAUAUUCGGGGGCUCACAGACAGAAAACUUGGCUUUGCAAAACAUUCAAGCAAGAUUGCGUAUGGUUUUGAGUUACUUGUUUGCACAGUUGUUGCCAUGGACACGUGGUCUUUCAGUUCCUGGUUUAUUAGUAUUGGGUAGUGCCAAUGUUGACGAAUGCCUUCGUGGAUACUUGACAAAGUAUGACUGCUCAUCGGCCGAUGUCAACCCUAUUGGUGGAAUUUCCAAAACGGACUUAAAAAGGUUCAUUGCAUGGGCUGAGAAAGAGUUUGAUUUGCCUAUUUUACAUGAGUUUAUAACUGCUACGCCUACUGCAGAAUUAGAACCAAUUACCAAAGAUUACGUUCAAAGUGAUGAGGUUGAUAUGGGCAUGACCUACGACGAGUUGUCUCGCUUUGGUACUUUGAGAAAGGUUGAUAAAUGUGGGCCAUUAGCGAUGUUUAUAAAAUUGUACCACGAAUGGUCUCAACCGCCAUACAACUUGACAGCCGAACAAGUAGCAGAGAAAGUGAAGAGGUUUUGGUUCUUUUAUGCUAUCAAUAGACACAAAAUGACAACCAUGACACCAGCAUAUCAUGCCGAGCAAUAUUCUCCCGAUGACAAUAGAUUCGACUUGAGACCAUUUUUAAUCAAUCCAAGAUUCCCAUAUGCAAGUAAAAAGAUUGAUGAAGUAGUUGAGCAGAUCAACAACAGGCGCGAAGAAGUUAAACUUAGCAAUAUUAGUGUAGAUUAA